Messenger RNA from Saccostrea cuccullata (small rock oyster), 981 nucleotides. RefSeq names its product interferon-induced protein 44-like. The transcript is spliced from 4 exons. Bases 35 to 880 code for a protein of 281 amino acids. The record is from RefSeq and is a predicted model, not a curated record. NCBI's taxonomy places the organism in Eukaryota, Metazoa, Mollusca, Bivalvia, Ostreida, Ostreidae.
AACUUGAUGUAGUUAAGCAAAAGAGUUAUCUAUUAUGCUCGACUUUAAUUUUUCUGUGCAGGUAAUGCAAGAACUGAAGGAAGAAAUAGAGAACUAUAGACCACUAGAGCAGCUGAAGUUACGUCAGACAAAAGCCCUCCUGAUUGGUCAGAUAGGGGCGGGAAAGUCCAGUUUCUUUAAUACAGUGAACUCCAUCUUCCGCGGUUACGUGACCAGCCAGGCGUGUAGUGGAACGGCUGACCACAGUCUCACCACACAAUUUCGGGCUUAUCAAGUGAGAAAUGGCCCUUCUGAUAAACCUCUCAACUUCCGGUUAUGCGACUCACGUGGCUUGGAAGAAGGACAGGGGAUCGAAACGAAGGAAAUGUGCUAUCUGUUGGAUGGUCACGUGCCAGAAAAAUACGUUUUUAACCCGUCGGUUCCGCUGACCCCAGACACCCCAGGGUUCAUCAAGGCCCCAAAACUGAAGGAUCAGAUGCACUGUGUGGCCUUUGUGGUUGACGCGUCCACAGUCGAUGUCAUGUCAGAUAAAAUGCUUGAAAAAAUUAGAAAAUUUCAAACACACAUGAAUCAAAGAGGCAUCCCUCAGGUUGUAUUACUCACAAAGAUUGACAAAGUUUGUGAGCCCCUGCAGCGUGACGUUGGAUUGACGUAUUUCGUUCCCGCUAUUCAGGAGCACGUGGAUAGGGUGGCGAUGAUGAUUGGUUUACCGAGAUCUCACGUGAUUCCCGUCAAGAACUACGAGAGUGAACAAGAUCUUGACACCAAUGUGAAUAUUCUGACACUGUUAGCCAUGCGGCAGAUUCUCCGUUUUGCUGACGAUUUCUUGUAUAACUACUUGGACGAUUUGGACCCCGAGAUAUUAAACACAACAGAUUAGACAUUUCAUAAAUUAACUGACAUUUUAUUGUCAGAAGACAUUUUUCAUAAUAUAUCCAUGUUUCUGCAAGAAUUAAAUUAUUUGAUUUUUUGUUCGGUAUU